UCCCCUUAUCUCCUCCCUCGCCUUUUCCCCAAGGCCCCAACUAUGCAAUCUGCAACGAUGCCUCUCUUCAAGCCCCUAUCAAUGGCUGAGGGCUGCCUUACUUCUUCCCCUACCCUAUUCACCCGUAAAACGUCAUACCCAUUUCUUUCUCUUCCUUCAAAACCCACAAAACUCCACCUUUCCUCUUCGCCUUCUUCACAUCCCUCGUGGUUGCCUCUAACAAACAAGCUCUCUCCGUCGACUCUAGUACCUCUUGUGGCCCAGACCACCUCUGGCUUGACUGAACAAGAGGCAGACCAAACUGAGGAACAAACAAAGAAAUAUUUUUUUGUUGUUGCAAAUGCAAAGUUCAUGCUUGAUGAAGAAGAGCAUUUCAAGGAGCUGAUGUUUGAGAGGCUUCGCUACUAUGGGGAACGCAGCAAGGAGCAAGACUUUUGGCUUGUCAUUGAACCAAAAUUCUUAGAUAACUUCCCAAAUAUCACCAAGAGACUGAAGAGACCAGCUGUUGCUCUGGUUUCAACCAAUGGCCCAUGGAUCACGUUCAUGAAGCUGAGACUGGACAGAGUAUUAACAGAAAGUUAUGAAGCUGAUAGUCUAGAAGAAGCUUUAGCCUCAACCCCUGCUAAUUUGGAGUUUGAGAAGCCCGAAAAUUGGGUAGCACCCUAUCCAAAGUAUGAGUUUGGGUGGUGGGAGCCAUUCUUGCCACCGGUAUCUAAAGAAGCAAAAGUAUGAGCUAGUGCCAUUUUUUUGUACACGUUGGUUUUCUGCAUGUAGUUAUAUUGAUUGUCUAAAUUGAGUAUAUGCUAAUAUAUGACUUUGUUUCUUUUUGGUACCUGAAAUAAGAGAUAGAGCUUUGUUCAUCAGAAA
This is a messenger RNA of Macadamia integrifolia, 867 nucleotides long. RefSeq lists its product as uncharacterized. Lineage: Eukaryota; Viridiplantae; Streptophyta; Magnoliopsida; Proteales; Proteaceae. The transcript has 3 exons. The record is from RefSeq and is a predicted model, not a curated record. Bases 43 to 732 code for a protein of 229 amino acids.